Molecule: messenger RNA, 827 nt
Organism: Brachypodium distachyon (stiff brome)
Lineage: Eukaryota; Viridiplantae; Streptophyta; Magnoliopsida; Poales; Poaceae
Product: mavicyanin
Exons: 1
Coding region: 128-700 (190 amino acids)
Cellular component (GO): plasma membrane
Molecular function (GO): electron transfer activity
Source: RefSeq, a predicted model, not a curated record
CCAAUUCCCACACAACACCCAUCCAUCGUCUCAUCGAUUCCAAGCCUUGGAUCACAAACUCUGCCACAAAUUGAUCUCAUCCUCGUUGAUCACCCUCUCUCUAUAUAUAUUUCAGAACUCUGAAACCAUGGCAACCAGAGCUCUCCUCCUCGUCGCUACAGCUGCAGCGAUCUUCGGCACAGCGUUCGGCGCCAGCCACACCGUGGGCGCGCCGGGAGGUUCGUGGGAUCUCCGGACCAACCACGGCCAAUGGGCUUCCAGCAUCAAGUUCCGCGCCGGCGACCAGCUGGUGUUCAAGUACUCCCGCGCGGCGCACAACGUGGUGGAGGUGAGCAAGGCGGACUACGACGCCUGCUCCGGCUCCAGCCCGCUCGCGUCCUUCCAGACCGGCAACGACGUCGUCCCGCUCCCGGCUGCCGGCACCCGGUACUUCAUCUGCGGUGUCCCGGGACAUUGCGAUGCCGGCAUGAAGGUCCGGGUUAACGUGGAGGCAGCGGCUUCUUCUUCCACCGAUGCCCCGGCACCGGCGGGUCGUCGUGCGCUCUCGCCGGCUUUGGCGCCCAUGCCGAGUGCCAUGACGCCGGCUGCUGGUGGCCAGGCGGUGCCUCCGUCGAGCUUGGCGGCGUCGGUCCGUGUUGGGUCGGUGGGUCUGUUUCUGGGAGGCAUCUUGGCGGCUGAUGGUCUCAUGGUCUUGUACUAGAAUCAACAACAAAAAAUGUCGAUCACUAUUGUUUUUAGCAUUUCUUUUACAUGUAUAAUUGCUCCAUGUACGCUCAUUGCAUUUGUAUUGUUCAUUCUGCCAGAUAUAUACUUCGAUUCAGUGUAAA